AUGGAGACGGCGGCCACGACAUUCGCCUCUCUUGCAAUUCUAGGUCUAGCCGGAUAUGCGUAUCAUCGGUACUACAAGUAUCUGAUCCUGGAAAAAAUGGAGAAUGCUUUCAAUCCUGGCGACCCUGCGCUUGAAAUUGCCGGGAUCGAGGAAGGCAAACACCGCUUCAACCAUGAAGAGCAUUGGGUAGUCCGUGACGAGCAAGCCCGCAUCGACAGGAUUGUCUCCGGCCUCGGAGUAGGACGCUAUUACCUGUUGGUCGGGGAGAAAGGGACGGGAAAGACGUCCAUGAUCCUCGAAGCGAUGCGUAAGAUCAACGGCGAGGGUUGCGCAAUGUUCGAGGCGCAUGGCGAUCUGGAGAUCUUCCGGAUCCGUCUGGGUAAAGCACUGGACUAUGAAUUCCAUGAAGACUACAUUGGAAGUUUAUUCAGCAUCAAGGGCCCCCGGGACACAACCGCUCUCCUGGAUAUUGAGCGCGCAUUCAACAAGCUAGAAAAGGUCGCUUUGACUAGACGGCGCACGAAGAAGAGUCCCUUGAUUUUGAUUGUCAAUAGCGCGCACCUGGUUCGCGACGAUCAUGAUGGCCAAGAUCUUCUCGAGGUCAUUCAGCAACGAGCCGAGCAGUGGGCCGCAAGUGGCCUUGUCACGACGAGUAACGAUGACUACUGGGUGUACGAACGCCUCAAGCGCUAUGCGACGCGCAUGGAAGUCAUCCCUGUUAAAGAUCUACCCAAGGAGCCGGCCAUGGAGGCUCUGAAGAGAUACCGUAAGCAGUAUUUCGGUGAAGAGCUAUCGCCUGAAGAUCUGGAGAAGGUGUACGAUGCCGUUGGAGGGCGGCUGUCCUUCUUGAAUCGGGUGGCUAAGGCCCCUGAUUACAAGAAAUUGUGUCAGGAUAUUUGCACGGCUGAGAAGACAUGGUUUCUUAACAAGUGCUGGAUUUUGGGUCCCGAGAUGGAUGAUGAUGUGAUGGACCAGCAAAAAUAUGCGUCCGCCGCGAUGGUGCUGGCCAAGGCACUUGUGGAAGAGGAAAAGAAGAUGAAGCAUUCCUAUCACCCGGAGCUAGGCCACAUCCUCCCAGAGAUCCCCCUCCACGAAGCCCGGCAGAUCAUGACGAGAGCCGAUUUCGUCCAGAGCUAUGAUCAUGAAAACAUCUUCACUAUCGACUCUCGAGCCAUGGUUCGAGCCGACUCGGUUCCGAUGCAGAACGCGUUCCGUGAAAUCUGCAACUGGCCAGGAUUCGAUGAGCACUUGGAGGGCACACUGACGCGUAUUGGAGACAUCGAAAGUCUCGGACGUACGCGCGAAUUGACGAUUAAAGACCUAUGGAAUCAGGGCAAAUACCAGCUGGUUAUGCGGGAUAGCAAGGGUCGUGAGCAAGGCGCGGCGGAGUUUUCCGUGAUUCGAACCAUGUCCCCGCGCAAGAAAGAAGUGCUGUCCUCUGUGACAAUAACCCAAGAGCCCAGCGCCAGUGCGCAGCCCCACCACAAGACGCAGUUGGAGCGAAUUCCACCCCCAGCGCGAUUCCUUCUGGCUGUUGUCAGCAGCCUAGCUCUGAGCUCUGGCCUAUUUACGCUCAUGCCGAUCGUGACCCGGGGCGAGCUCGGCAAUGUGAGCAAGCAUCUUGAGACCUGGUGGGAAGUGGGAGGGUUGAUGGCGUGGAAGGCCGUUGAGGUCGGGCUGGCCUGGAUUCUGGGAUACGACAGCCAUGACGUCUGCUCCUUCACCUUCCUCACCCAUCUUCCGACCUACUCCCUCCUCUCCACCUUCUACGGCGUGCGACCGACCACUAUCCUGGCCUCGUAUGCGAUCACCAUCCUCUCGACGGUCCUCCCCUUCACCCUCCUCCGCCGACCCAACUCUUUCCAUGAUCUCGCCCACGCGAGCCCGGAGACCGUCUCCAACCGCCUCAUCCUGCAAGACCGCGCCACAACCGCCUACACGACCAUGGUCGCGACCGCGAUCUUCACCGUGGCCCUCUACCUCAGCUACGCCACCCCGUGGCUGCCCACCAACCUGGUCCUCCACUUUGAGGGCAUCCCCGACAUUUCCGCCGUGCACGCCGGACCCGCCGGCCUCCCGGCUCUCUUCCUGACUCUCCUCCCCGCCGGCUUUGCGGCGCGCGACUUCCUCUUCGCCAGCUCGACCGGCGCGUCUGCUGCCAGCGACAAGAAGACCGAGAGGACCGAGAAGACCACGAAACCCUCCACCUCCACCCAGGACGGCGAGUACCUCGCGUGCGCCGUCUACCGCAAGACCUGGGGCACCCUCUCCCCCAAGACUCAAGUGCUGGUCUCGCGCACCGUUGUUCUGGCAGGUAUGUUGCUCGCCAACACGGUCAUCCAGGUCGCAGGCACGGUGAACCGCGUGAGCGUAGAGGGCGCCUCGGCCUGGGGGCUGGUGUGGGCCGCUGCUGCGCUGGUGAACGGAUUGAUGUUCGGAUGGAUCGAGUCGGUGGACGGCGUAUGA
Aspergillus fijiensis CBS 313.89 is the source of this 2466-nucleotide messenger RNA. RefSeq names its product ATP-binding protein. The coding region runs from base 1 to 2466 and encodes 821 amino acids. The record is from RefSeq and is a predicted model, not a curated record. NCBI's taxonomy places the organism in Eukaryota, Fungi, Ascomycota, Eurotiomycetes, Eurotiales, Aspergillaceae. The transcript has 7 exons.